Messenger RNA from Antrostomus carolinensis (chuck-will's-widow), 2380 nucleotides. RefSeq names its product kinesin associated protein 3 (gene KIFAP3). Bases 89 to 2380 code for a protein of 763 amino acids. The transcript has 20 exons. Gene Ontology annotation, cellular component: axoneme; kinesin II complex; ciliary transition zone. The record is from RefSeq and is a predicted model, not a curated record. Gene Ontology annotation, molecular function: kinesin binding. Gene Ontology annotation, biological process: cilium organization; microtubule-based movement. Lineage: Eukaryota; Metazoa; Chordata; Aves; Caprimulgiformes; Caprimulgidae.
GAAAGUAAAAGGAGGCAACAUAGAUGUGCAUCCAUCUGAGAAAGCCCUCAUUGUCCACUAUGAAGUGGAAGCAACAAUUCUGGGAAAGAUGGGAGACCCCGUGCUGGGGGAGCGCAAGGAAUGUCAGAAAAUCAUUCGGCUAAAGAGUCUUAAUGCAAAUACAGACGUUGCUUCCCUGGCUCGAAAGGUGGUUGAAGAAUGCAAGCUCAUUCACCCCUCCAAACUUGGAGAAGUAGAACAGCUCUUGUUCUAUCUGCAGAAUCGCAGAGAUGCCUCAGCAGGAAAAGAAAAGAAAGAGAAAUCCAGUAAGCCAAAAGAUCCACCCCCAUUUGAAGGAAUGGAGAUUGAUGAAGUUGCCAAUAUCAAUGACAUGGAUGAGUACAUUGAGUUACUGUAUGAGGACAUUCCUGACAAGGUGCGUGGCUCUGCUCUCAUCCUGCAGCUGGCUAGGAACCCUGAUAAUUUGGAAGAACUGCUUAUAAAUGAAACUGCUCUGGGUGCAUUGGCUAGAGUGCUGAGGGAAGACUGGAAACAAAGCGUGGAACUUGCUACCAAUAUAAUUUAUGUUUUCUUCUGCUUUUCAAGUUUUUCUCAAUUUCAUGGAAUAAUUACACACUACAAAAUUGGAGCUCUGUGUAUGAAUAUCAUAGACCAUGAACUGAAGAGACAUGAGCUUUGGCAGGAAGAACUUGCUAAAAAGAAGAAAGCUGUUGAUGAAGAUCCUGAAAAUCAAACCCUGAAAAAGGACUAUGAGAAAACUUUUAAGAAAUAUCAAGGGCUGGUUGUCAAGCAGGAACAACUGCUCAGAGUUGCACUUUACCUGCUCCUAAAUCUUGCUGAGGAUACUCGCACUGAGCUGAAAAUGCGAAACAAGAACAUUGUCCAUAUGUUAGUGAAAGCACUGGAUCGUGAUAAUUUUGAGCUGCUAAUCCUGGUUGUAUCUUUCUUGAAGAAACUCAGCAUUUUUAUGGAGAACAAAAAUGAUAUGGUUGAAAUGGAUAUUGUUGAAAAACUUGUGAAAAUGGUACCCUGUGAACAUGAAGACCUGCUGAGCAUCACUCUUCGACUCUUACUAAAUCUCUCCUUUGACACAGGUCUGAGAAAUAAAAUGGUACAAGUUGGCCUGCUUCCCAAACUCACUGCACUUCUAGCAAAUGAAAACCACAAACAAAUAGCAAUGUGUAUUCUGUAUCACAUAAGCAUGGAUGAUCGCUUUAAAUCGAUGUUUGCAUACACUGACUGUAUCCCACAGUUAAUGAAGAUGCUUUUUGAAUGUCCAGAUGAACGAGUUGACAUGGAACUUAUUUCUUUCUGUAUUAACCUUGCUGCUAACAGAAGAAAUGUACAACUUAUCUGUGAAGGAAAUGGUUUGAAAAUGCUAAUGAAGCGAGCUUUGAAAUUUAAGGACCCAUUGUUAAUGAAGAUGAUCAGGAAUAUUUCACAACAUGAUGGGACAACUAAAAGCCUGUUUAUUGAUUAUGUUGGUGAUUUAGCAGCUCAAAUAUCAAAUGAUGAAGAAGAGGAAUUUGUGAUUGAAUGCCUGGGAACACUUGCAAAUUUGACCUUACCAGAUCUGGACUGGGAACUUGUGCUGAAAGAGUACAAACUGGUCCCCUACCUCAAGGAUAAGCUAAAACCAGGUUCUGCAGAAGAUGACCUCGUUUUAGAAGUGGUGAUAAUGAUUGGAACAGUUUCUAUGGAUGACUCUUGUGCUGCUCUGCUGGCUAAAUCUGGAAUCAUUCCUGCACUCAUUGAGCUUCUAAAUGGCAGGGAUAGGUGUUUUGUAUGUGACAGGAGAAGCAAUUACUCGGUUACUGAUAGAUACAAACUAGUGUAUGUAUUUUAUCAGAUGGUCUUCCACCAAGCCACCAGAGAUGUCAUUAUCAAGGAAACCCAGGCUCCAGCGUAUCUUAUAGACCUGAUGCAUGAUAAAAAUGCUGAGAUUCGCAAAGUUUGUGACAACACUCUGGAUAUUAUAGCGGAAUAUGAUGAGGAAUGGGCUAAAAAAAUCCAGAGCGAGAAAUUUCGAUGGCACAACUCUCAGUGGCUGGAGAUGGUGGAGAGUCGGCAGAUGGAUGACAGUGAGCAGUAUCUGUAUGGAGAUGAUCGUAUUGAGCCCUACAUCCAUGAUGGGGAUAUUCUGGAAAGACCUGACCUCUACUACAAUGCAGAUGGCCUCAUAGCCCCCGAUGGAGCGGUGAGUCCAGAUUUCUUCAGCGAUUACCAUCUUCAGAAUGGCGACUUUGUUGGGCAGCAUCCCUUCUCUAGCAGCAUUGGAGUUGAUGGAUUUGGUCAAUCAUCAGGGGUUCCCGGCCGCCCAGCCACUGCAUAUGGAUACCGCCCGGAUGAACCGUACUACUACAGCUAUGGAGCACGAUAA